Scophthalmus maximus (turbot) is the source of this 7312-nucleotide messenger RNA. It is a transcript of the gene rnf217, whose product is annotated as ring finger protein 217. The transcript has 7 exons. The record is from RefSeq and is a predicted model, not a curated record. Gene Ontology annotation, cellular component: ubiquitin ligase complex; cytoplasm. Gene Ontology annotation, biological process: positive regulation of proteasomal ubiquitin-dependent protein catabolic process; ubiquitin-dependent protein catabolic process; protein polyubiquitination. Gene Ontology annotation, molecular function: ubiquitin protein ligase activity; zinc ion binding; ubiquitin conjugating enzyme binding. Bases 16 to 1824 code for a protein of 602 amino acids. Lineage: Eukaryota; Metazoa; Chordata; Actinopteri; Pleuronectiformes; Scophthalmidae.
CGCUGCUCUCCCCGCAUGCUGACGACGACACCCGGAAGCGCCGAGCCGCAGCUCGCCUGCUUUGUUUUGUUUUGGUUGUGGGAGUUGUGUAAGAGAGGCAGCGACAGGCAGAGGGCCGUCCGGGAGAGGGACGCUCGCCAGAUGGGGAGAGCCAAACCGGGCAUGGACGAUGACGGACCGAUAGCCGACGCCUGCAAAAUGCCGAGUUUUAUCGGCAGCUUCGAGGAGGGAAGGUUGAAAUGUUCCCGCAACCUCCCGACGGAAACUUCCCUCGCGGACGGUAAAGUUGAGCGGCCGCUCGGUGAUCUGAGCCGACGCGUCGCCCGAUCGAACUCCCGGUUGUCACUCGACGGGGGCGAGAGGGAGUCGGGGGACAAGGAUGCGGAGGGCAACAACAACAACAACUGCAACGGCGGCGGAGGAGAGAGGCGCAGGAGGGCGAGCGCGGUGGAGAUACUGAGGAGGAAUUUCGGGGUCGCCAAAUCUCCGUCGCUCCGUCUGAGCCACACGAGCGGUCGGAUGCAGCGCGGCGCCGAGCGAGAGAACCACCCGGGGGGCGGCGACGGCGUGGGCGGCCAUGGGAGCGAGUGUGGCGACCGUACAAAGUCGCACAGAGGAACGGGCGACGCCGCGACUAGAAACGAGCCAACGUCCGGCGAGUUGACGAGCGCGGAUGCUCCCGCGGUCCAGUGCCAUCACAUACGGGACAUUCGCUCGGGCGACUCGUGCGGCGUCAAAGAGCACGUCUACUGCGCCGUCUACUGCAUCGCCGACGACAGCCAGCGGGAGGACGUUGGAGCCGCACACCGCCGCGAUGAGACGGACGCGCCUGGCGCGCCGCGCGCGGACUCGGACAGCGAGCGGGAGGCGGGUUCGAGUCCCGAACCGCCCCCGUACACCCUGGACGACCUGGUGGAUCCGUUCGCGGACAUGGCCCCACACCAGCCUUACCGCAAGGAGCAGGCCGGCGCGGAGAGCGCGGUGCAGAGUUGCCGGGUGUGCCUGGAAGACAAAACCAUCGCACUCCUGCCCUGCUGCAGGAAGGCCGUGUGCGACGAGUGUCUGAAGCUCUACGUCAGCUCCCAGGUGCGAGUGGCCAAACCGUACAUCAGCUGCCCCAUCCCAGAGUGCAGUGGCUACCUUGAGGAGGGAGUGGUGAUUUCUCACUUGGCCAAUGAGGACGUGGCAAAAUAUCGUUACUUCCUGGAGCUGAAUCAGCUGGAUUCGAGCACCAAGCCCUGCCCCCAGUGCAGCCAGUUCACCUCUCUGAAGAACCACGGCAGCAACCACUCCGAGCACAAGUACAAGAUCCAGUGUGAGACUUGCCAGUUUGUGUGGUGCUUUAAAUGCCACGCACCCUGGCACAAUGGCCUCAAAUGCCGCGACUACAGGAAAGGAGACAAGCUGCUUCGCACGUGGGCAAGUGUCAUAGAACACGGACAAAGAAAUGCCCAGAAAUGUCCUCAGUGCAAGAUCCAUAUUCAGCGUACAGAGGGAUGUGACCAUAUGACGUGCACACAGUGCAACACAAACUUCUGCUACCGCUGUGGGGAGCGCUACCGACACCUCAGGUUUUUCGGCGACCACACAUCCAACCUCAGCAUCUUUGGCUGCAAGUAUCGCUAUCUGCCUGAUAAACCUCAUCUGAGACGGCUAAUUAGAGGCUCUGUCUGUGCUACAAAGGUGCUGAUAGCUCCAGUGGUCAUUCUGCUGGUCGUGGUGCUGGGAGCUCUGGGCCUGGUGAUAGGUUCGGUUGUGUUCCCGGUCUACUAUGUGUGUAAGAGGAAGAAGCAGCGCUCUCAGGGCUCUGGACGGUGGAUCUGACACCAGCCCCUGCACCACUGUACAUUCAGACAUCGCACACACGAUGGAACAACAUUUCCUCAGGGGAUUAUUGAGGACCACGAUAUUCAAGCUGAAAAAAAGGAUGUAAAACCCCCACAAAUAUUAAGCGGGAUUCCAGAGGAUCCACCGCACUGCACAGUGCUGGUCACAUAAUGAAUAGUUUGAAUCCCUUAGAACUUAACAACAUUUCAUGGCUGUGAGGUCUUCCUGCUCGCACAUUACAGUAAGUUUCAGCAGCGCACAUUUGCAGCUUUUCAGCCUCACAUUUAACCACAGCUAUCUUUGCCGAGAAUAAAUCUACACAUGGGUGACAGACGGAGGCAGAUUUGUUUACACCUGCACUUGUGAGAAUGCGUUUGAAAGAGGAAGCUGGGAGUCCGCUGGUUAGAUGUCGUGAUGUAUGGAUUUUUGACGAUGUUGGAUACCGGGGGAAGAAAAAAAAAGAUUUCAUGGAACACUCACUGCUGGAAGCACUGGUAAAAGAAAGGAGGAUCUCACAGGUGAACAACACGAAAAUGUGAUUGAAUAACAUCAUGCUCAUUUACAAAAGCUGUUUGUGCUGCAGUGAGUCAGGAACAAGUGCAAGCAUGGAAAACUGAAUUCGGAACAAGCCAUGAUGGAGAAAAGAGUUUUCACUGAUGCAACAAGAGCUGGACAUCUGGACAUUUUUUUCCCAUCUUCCUCUGUUGGAAGCCCAGUUUUUAUUGGAUAUUGAAAAUGUCUGAGUCUUUGAGAAGCUCAUGUGUGGAAAGCAUCGUUAAAGGACCGAACCUGGGGGGAUGGAAGGAUGAUAAUACCCUGCUGCUGCUGUUGUUAAUGGCUCUUAAUCUGGCUAAUGCUGACUCUGCCUGAUCUCAAGUCCUUGCCAGAAGGCUUGGAAAUUGGGUUGUGUGUGUCUCAGACUGACUUUUUCCAAACAUACAUUCAGCACAUUGACGCUCAAAUUAAAAUACAGGAGACACCAAUGGGAUUUUGGUGAGGCUCCGUUGAUUUCUGUUGAGGAUUUCCUUCAGCUCUUCCCUCUCUCCAACCCUGUCUUCCUCACUUCCCUUUUCAUUCCUCCUGUCUUCCUUGCUGGAUGGUGGCUCUCUCACACACACACGCGCACACACACGCACUCACACACACACGCGCUGUCAUAGAUAACCUUUUGGGACAUUACAUAGACUUACAUUAAUUUCCUUGAGAUUUGCCUUUAACUUAACCUUAACCACUGACCCAAAAAUCUGCCUUCUCACAGCCUUAUUCAACAAGUCGUCCCUAGUUGACUGGUUUUUAAUCUGAAAAGUGUGCCCAAAGGUAACCUAUAAUAGAAACACACGCCCACACGCACACUCCCUGCCUGGCAGCCCUUCUCUGCUGUGCUCACAUACUGUUUGCCAGUGUCUGCAUCAUCAAAAAACAAAAUGCUGUGUAAUUGUGGUAAUUGUGCCAAAACAAAACGCUGAACGAGGCAGGGCAGACAGUUCACCCUGCCCCUUUGUUAGUUUUUUUUCUGUCAUUGUAUCUUAGGUGGUUGCCCUUUGCAGAGGCUUGGGUGGUAUCGCUGUCUGUGUUGUGUUGAGUCUCACAAGUUGUUGGCAUGAUUAUGCAUGAGACCGUUGGAAAUGGGCAAAUGUGUGAGCACGGCAAGGUGUAACGCAUAUUUGGUUUUAAUGUUCGGUUUUACUUAGCUUUUUAUUGUAGUGCAGGUGGUGGUUUGCCGAAAACCGUGAUCAGGAUGCUAGAUUUAAAAAAUGUACUUGAUAGUUUAGAGGUCAUCAUCAGGUUGCUGUGCACUGGAUAUGUGUUAGAUUAAGUUUGCAUGUCAAAUUAUAAGGGGAUCAGGUUUUCAAGCUUUUCAAGAAUUCUUCUGCAAAGUUUGGUUUAGUUUCAGGUUUUUGAAGUGAAAGGAAAAUUUCCGUCUGCUUAAGAGUUUGGAUAGUGACGGACAGGGAGCGGUUUAGUGAGCGGUUUUUAACUUGCACGUGUGCACGCACGCACGCACGCGCACACACAGACACACACUCACGCACAUAAGGAACCACACACUUGCGGUUCUGCCAGGAAUCAGGAGCUUUUCAAGAGCUUUAAAGGACGUCACCCGGCAGCAGCCAGCUCGUCCUUGUCCUUCCCUUAUCCAUCUAUCCACUCCUUCCUGCUGUCACUCCUUCAUUUAUGUUUUACUGCUUCGUGUUUGUUUUCCCCUGUUGAUCUCUCACUUAGCAUCUGUUGUCCAUCCUGUCCUCCGAGUUGCACCUGGAUUCUACAUCCCUCCGACCCUCCGGUGUGAGAAGAGUCGGAAAUGCUGACGGUUACAUUACAGAAGGCUCAAUCAGGAGAGUGGGUGCACAUCCACUGGAACUGUGGCUGAAAAGCUCCACAACCUGGAAUACUGUUGAGCCUCUGAUAUAGGGAAAUAACACAGGUGUGCGCGCGUGCGUGCGUGCAUGUGUGUCUUUAUCCCACCAUUUCUUGGAGCUGUCUUCUUUCUAAAUGCUCCUCCCUCUUGUGAGGACUAUGAGCAGGUUUUGAUGGAGAGAUGAAAUGAGAUGAAGUACAGCACAAUAUGUCUGCACAUCAGAGAUGCUACAGCAAAGUCAGAAAGAGAGAUGGAGCGAUUCAUUAAUGAAAGGUUGAUGGGGAAAAACUGCAGUGCGUUUUUAUGAAUGCAGUUCCUCUGAAACUGGGAUUGAAGGAAUGAAGGAGAAGCAGGGUUGAUGCUCAUGCACAUGGGACAUUUUUGCUGUGCAAUGCCAUUAGCUUGGCUUUAUUCCAGGGAUCUGAAUCAUUUAGUGAAUAAAAAAAACUACUGUAUUACAGUCAAACGGUUCCUAAAGGACAGAGAGGGUAAACUGUUACACACUGAUUUCAGCUGUCACCAGAGGACCUGGAUCUGGGUUUGAAUACACUCUCAGGGAGUCUGCUUUCUGUUCACUGUACCCAGAGCUCUCCAUACCCGAGCCUAUAGCCACAGACCGACACUGAACAGCACCGCGGAUUCAAAACGCUUCCUGAUAUGCUCGCCCAAAAGCCACUUAACAACCAUAUAUAAUACCAGGAAAUAAAAAGAAAAUACAUCCAGUGUCAAAAGAGAUCCAAAUAUCUCAGCUUUGCAUAUACAGUCGGGGGUCAAAUCUGGGACUGAAAAUGGGAAGAAGAAUAACGUGUUUUAGCAAAUCAGCACUGGGACAAUGAAUGUGUAAGGUAUGCGCCAAACAAAGAUUUUUUUUUGAUUAUCUACGCAACUGUUGUUGACUUGAAAUGUUUUUAUUGCAUAACAUGUUUUGUCAAACUGCUCAGUUCGCACUACACUGACAUGUUUGUUUGAUUGACAUGUGACUGACUGACAAGAGUGUGAUGGAUGUUUGUGCUUUUGAUUGUCCUCAGAACGGAGUGUGAAUUUACCAGGGACUGUUUUCUUCUAUAACAUGAACAGUUUCCACAACCUGUUACCAAAAAAAAAAGCCGGCCUGUGGUUUAUACUGUACCACUGCUGAAACGAUUACCCUUUGGAUUAGAGCCAGACAACUAGAAAAAAUGGCAUCUUUGAUAACUGAUUGAUCAUUAACAUCUUUUAUCAGAUAAAAUAACUACCUAUCGUCGGGUCGGAUGAGGUAAGCAGCUGCUACUGCUAAGUGUGUGUACCUGUCGGACAGUAAUGGAAAAUAUGAAUGUGCUCCAUCUGUUUAGCUGCAGGACAAAUGAAAAUGAAUAUGGUUUUCUAACAGUUUGGUAUUAGUCACAGUUGAUCCACCCGUAUCUGAUUUCUGUCUGUCUUUCUGAAUGCGUGUUGCUUCAGAAAUCUCCCCACUGAUGCAAUGUGACGAUGCCAUGUCCAAAUGCCAUCGUUUGUUUUAUUACUGACUUAAUCAGUGACACUGACCUAAACAACAAACAAUGUUUGGUUGAAGCUUUACAUGCAAAAGAAAAAAUGCUCUAUAUUGUUCAGUCAGUGACGUGGGAGUUGUUUGAGCCAAUUAUUAUAAUAUUUUUUUUUUGCUUGGGUGUAUUGGCUGGCUGAUGCCCCCUGGCACCUUUUUUUGUUUGUGUUACGGUUCAAGUGAUAUUGGCAUAAAUAUGCAACGGUGCCUUCACAGCCAUUAUAGAUCAGGGUUUGCCAAGCCGAUGUUCGGGUUGCAAAGUGGAGUCACAUAUUUCACAGCCUCGCCAUGGCACGGAUGUUUUAGAACAGCCCGCACCAGCCACAAGGCCCGGCAACAUCUCAUCGCUCCAACCCACGAGUACCCAAGUAGUAAUUUACUACAUUAUUUGAUGAGUACUUUGUGCUCAUGGGUUGGACCACUCUCAUCUUCAAACUCGGCCUUUAUUUUCAUCUGAACUACACACCUUUAAAGUUUCACGACUGCAUCUUGAACAGUUGCAAUGCUAUCGUGGUGACAACACAAACCAUACUGUAUGUAAGCAUCUGCCAAAGUACCCAAACCACAUCUGUGGUAGUUCCUGCUACUCUAGAUUUCUCCAUUUUACCAUCUUCGUACACACACACAUGGUGAAGGCAAUGCCAGCUGCGUUGUCAUGACCGGCCAUUAUGUCAUUAGUUAAGACUAAGAAAAGUGUAUGAAUCCAGUUGUGGGUGUGUUACCCAGCACAGGGCAAUGCCCAGGACAAUCAGGCCUUCUGUUUAUAUUUUUAUUUAUUGAUUCAUUUUAACAGGGUCGGGACUUUAAUGAACAUUGCUGUAAAUGCACCAGAGUUAUCCAAGAGGCUAUUUUUCAUCUGUUGUGAAAGUGAAUCGCUUAUAAUAAAAAAAGAAAAGAUAAUUUUAAAGUUAAUACAAACAUCAUUCACUAUAAACUACACCACGCUAAAUGUUCAGGUACCACAAUCCAGGGUGUCGGCCUGUUUAAAAGUGAAGCCGUCACUUUUUGGCUCAUACUAACCUCACUCCUUUGACUCUUUAUAUCAAAAAACGGGAAACUGUUGCACAGUGAGCCUUGUUUCCAACAUUAGAUGGCCAUGUUAAGGCUGGUGAGGGACCAUAGACUGUAUUUUUAAUAUACAGUCUAUGUAUAUUUAUGUACAGUCUAUGUAUGGGACUAACAUGCUCAGUGAGGAAGGUGAGUAAACCAAAAAGACAUGUCAUUUCCAGCAAAUCAAAUGUCUAUUUAGGGACAAUCUUGUAGGUUAAUUUCUACUCAGGAGGCCUGUGGAUAUUCAGUUUGCUGUACAAAGUGUAUCAUCAUCAUCAGUAACAUCUGAAUGGGCUUUCCCGGUCGAGAUAUGCACUUGCUGAAGAAAACAGUAUCAUACUUGUGUGUGUACAAUACCGUUUUUUUUUCAAGAGUAUUUCAAUUCAUUCUCUGUCCAGUGAUCAGAGUGCUCUGUGUUUGCACCAAAAAACCACUUUCCUCCACCCGCUGCCACUGACAAAGCUGUCUGCUGUUGUUGUUAUUAUUAUUAUUGUUCACUUUGCCAGGCACAAACAUCUGAUGGAGAAUAAAUACAACUGGAUCAAAUGCCAAAA